Haliaeetus leucocephalus (bald eagle) is the source of this 2927-nucleotide messenger RNA. RefSeq names its product pyruvate dehydrogenase kinase, isozyme 3 (gene PDK3). Bases 97 to 1317 code for a protein of 406 amino acids. Gene Ontology annotation, biological process: regulation of glucose metabolic process; protein phosphorylation. NCBI's taxonomy places the organism in Eukaryota, Metazoa, Chordata, Aves, Accipitriformes, Accipitridae. Gene Ontology annotation, molecular function: pyruvate dehydrogenase (acetyl-transferring) kinase activity. The record is from RefSeq and is a predicted model, not a curated record. Gene Ontology annotation, cellular component: mitochondrion. The transcript is spliced from 11 exons.
CCAGCGCCCUAGUGCCGCUGCCGGGGAGGGAGAGAGGAGAGGAGCGGCGGAGGAGAAGAAGAAGAAGGGGGGGAGCCGGGCGGGCCGCGCCGCGCCAUGCGGCUGUGCGGGGCGCUGCUGAAGAGCCCCAUCCCCAAGCAGAUCGAGUACUACUCCCGCUUCUCCCCCUCGCCCCUCUCCAUCAAGCAGUUCCUCGACUUCGGUCGUGACAAUGCAUGUGAGAAGACUUCCUAUAUGUUUCUGCGGAAAGAACUUCCUGUGCGACUAGCUAACACAAUGAGAGAAGUCAAUUUGUUGCCUGAUAACUUACUUAACCGGCCUUCAGUUGGGCUAGUACAGAGUUGGUACAUGCAGAGUUUCCUUGAGCUUUUAGAAUAUGAAAAUAAAAGUCCGGAGGAUCCGCAUGUUCUGGAUGACUUUUUAGAUGUUUUAAUUAAAGUCAGGAACAGACACAAUGAUGUGGUUCCAACCAUGGCGCAAGGGGUGAUUGAAUACAAGGAAAAAUAUGGCUUUGAUCCAUUUGUUAGCAGUAACAUCCAGUAUUUUCUAGAUAGAUUCUACACCAACCGCAUCUCUUUCCGUAUGCUUAUUAACCAACACACACUUCUUUUUGGUGGAGAUAUUAAUCCUGCUCAUCCCAAACAUAUUGGAAGUAUCGAUCCUAACUGUAACGUGGCAGAGGUGGUUAAAGAUGCCUAUGAAACAGCUAAGAUGUUAUGUGAACAGUACUAUCUGGUGGCACCGGAUCUGGAAGUUGAAGAAUUCAAUGCUAAAGCUCCAAACAAGCCUAUUCAAGUAGUCUAUGUACCUUCUCAUUUGUUUCAUAUGUUAUUUGAAUUAUUCAAGAAUUCAAUGAGAGCUACGGUGGAAUUGCAUGAAGGUAAGAGAGAAGGCUAUCCAUCGAUCAAAACCUUAGUCACUUUGGGGAAAGAAGAUCUGUCUAUUAAGAUAAGUGAUCAAGGUGGAGGUGUACCUUUAAGAAAAAUAGACAGAUUGUUUAACUACAUGUACUCAACAGCACCCAGGCCUAGCUUGGAGCCCUCAAGAGCUGUGCCUUUGGCUGGGUUUGGCUAUGGCUUGCCAAUUUCUCGUCUGUACGCUAGGUACUUUCAAGGUGACCUUAAACUCUACUCAAUGGAAGGCGUUGGUUCAGAUGCUGUAAUUUAUUUGAAGGCCCUUUCAAGUGAAUCAUUUGAAAGACUUCCUGUUUUUAAUAAGUCAGCAUGGCGACACUACAAGACCACACCUGAAGCAGAUGACUGGAGCAAUCCUAGCAGUGAACCGAGGGAUGCUUCUAAAUAUAAAGCUAAUCGAUAAUUUGCCACCUUUUGUCUCUGUUGGAGGUGACCUCUGCAUUCAGUAUAAAGUCUCUGCUUUGUUCCAAAAUCCUUCAAACCACAAUAGCUAAUUACUUCCAAACAAAGACCUAAUCAGGGCAUUGAAAAAUACUAAGAACAAAGUGAUGAUUGGGACUUAAAGGAAGGCACUAAGCACAUUUGGUAUGUGAAUCCUGUCUACUUCACCAGAAUAUGCUUGGUUGCUUCAGUCAUGCAUUGACAAAAGGGAUUGCACUGUGAUUGCACUUAAGAAUACAACGUUGUACAAAAAGAUACUAUUUGAAAUGGCCAAUUCUUAUUCCAAUAUAAGGAUUGUCAAGAUGUGCAGAAUCCCUUUAAAUGGUGAAUAGUAUCUUGCACAGCAAUAUGGUAUAAGAAAAAUUCUGAUGUAGUUAAACAUACGCUUUGAAAAUCCACUCUUGGCUGCAUUUUAUAUCACACAGUGUCACCUGUUACAGAAAAUCCCUUUGAGCUCUUCAGAUCUUAUAUCUAAUGAGCUUAUAAAUGCAUAGGUCUAAAAAGGGUUGGGCAGCUUUAAACUGAUGCUUUCCCCAAAUUCCCAAAUCCAUUUGUCAAGUGCAUACAAAAAUUAUGUUGUUAUAAGACCUUGGGACUUCCACUUUUUGGUAUGCACCUUAAUGAUUUUUUUGACACGCAAACACAGAAAUGCAUUUCUAUACAUUUUUCCUUGUUUUGAGGAAAGAUCAUUAGUAGUUAGAUCAUCUCUCCAUACAAGAAAUUCUGUCAGUACAGGGGCAGGGGGGUACUUCAAUUUCAUGUUUAUUGCCUAUCAUUUUGGGGGGGCUGGGAAGGGGAGAGAAAUGCUGAAAGGCCAGACAGCCAGUCAUACGAAUGAAUUUGCCUUAAGAGUGUUGGUUGCUUGGAACCUGAUUAGUUUAAAACCUGUAAAUAGUUUGCAAAGUUAUUUAUAUAUUCGAUGUCUGACUAUAGUCUGGUAAUCUCAAUUUGUAGUGUAUAUAAAGAUGUUGUACACCAGCUUUUGGAAAGUGUCAUUGGUCUAAAUACAUGAAACUGGAAAUACUGUAGAAAUGGGAGGGACAAAACAUAGCUGGUACCUGAUUUAUGAAAAAAAAAAAAUCAAAGAAAAAACCUAAGUAUUUUCCCCUUAAAUUUAUUGUAAGGGUUAUUGCUGACUACUAGGAAACUGUUCUUCACCAAGUCUUUGCCAAUUACUGUUUCUGAUAUUAUGGCCUUUAGAAAAAUUUGUGAAACUUGGAAGUUCUAGUGAUAUCCUAGCUGUGGGAAUGAAGUAGUGAGUCAUAAGCAACUCUGAUGCACCCUCAGUUUCUCUUAGGUGUUUUGAUAUUUUUUUGAACGAUGUUGCAGAUUUUAGCGUGGAAUAAUGAAACUUGUUUACUAAAAUUGUGGGGGAACUGUCCCUUUUGUCCUCCCAAUGUUUAUUUUUAUAAAGAAUUGAUCUAUUAGGUAAACAGGGAAAUGCUGAGAAAUUCCUAGGUAUUUAAAAAAAAAAAAUCUGAGUUUGACUUAACGAUAGUACUUUGCACUUACAUAGCACACUUCAUCAAAGGAUUACAAAGUGCUUUGAGCAAUAAACUUCAUAUAGCCCCA